CCAAGCUCCAGCUGCCCAUCCCGCAGUGGCAUCCCAGUGGGAUCGUGAAGCUCCCCUGCAAGGACUUCCAGACCUACAUGGAGCUGGUGGUCUCGGAGCUGACGGGCAACGAGGACGAGGUCCUGGACAACCUGGUGGAGUUCCUCAUGAUGGCCGUGGACUGGACUCACCUGGAGCGGCUGCGAGGGAGCGCCCGGAGGAAAUGGCUCCUGGGGAUCGAGCAGACGGCCAAAGUCAGCGGGGGGUGCAUGGAGCCCGUCUACCAGGCCCUCUUCAAGACCCUUUCUCGGGAUGCAGAUGCCCACGGGAAGAGCAAGAGGAUCAGUGCUUCCGUGGCCCUCCUGGAAUACAACCUCAUCAACCCAGCUCGGGGGGACAUCCUCCUGCGUUACGUGGCUUGCACCGAAGAUGAUGCCCCUUACGUCCUCAACAAGGCGCUCUUCAUGGAUAUGAAAGGAAUCAGCUUUGCCGCAGCCCUGCAGGACAAGCCCAUCCACGUCCCCCGCGUCCAGCUGCACGGAAACAUCCAGUUCUGGAACCACGACCGUCUCCCGAAGGAGAGGACGGGCUCGUUCUUGGUCCUGCCGCUGGAGGAUGUCCGAAGGAGGGUCUUCGGCGUUCUGGGGCUGGACACCCUCCGGGACAAGAGCGACCAGACUAUCUUCGUCCCCCACGAAAUCCGUUUCUAUCAGGGGGCCGCAAACACCUUCAGCACGGCCUACCACCACAUCCGCACCCAGGACUGUCUCAAGCAGGUGAUCAUCGCGGCGGUGGGGUGGAUUUCCAACCAGACGACCAGGCUUCAGAGCAUCACGACCUACUUCAUGGAGCCCGGCGAGAACCGGAUGCAAGACUACACCCUACGCAAAGUGAUGACGUCGGAUCUGAGGGAGAAGUCCGAACUCCAUCCCUCAGCAGCUCCAGUGCUCAACAGGAAAGAUGACUUCUUUAGGUCGGUUCAGGAGAAACGACGUUAAAGGUACGUAAACAAACAAUGUCUGAGUAUCCG
Anolis sagrei ordinatus is the source of this 1009-nucleotide messenger RNA. Lineage: Eukaryota; Metazoa; Chordata; Lepidosauria; Squamata; Anolidae. The record is from RefSeq and is a predicted model, not a curated record.